Messenger RNA from Morus notabilis, 1971 nucleotides. RefSeq names its product serine/threonine protein phosphatase 2A 55 kDa regulatory subunit B beta isoform. Gene Ontology annotation, biological process: peptidyl-serine dephosphorylation. Gene Ontology annotation, molecular function: protein binding; protein phosphatase regulator activity. The transcript is spliced from 14 exons. Gene Ontology annotation, cellular component: cytosol; protein phosphatase type 2A complex. NCBI's taxonomy places the organism in Eukaryota, Viridiplantae, Streptophyta, Magnoliopsida, Rosales, Moraceae. Bases 311 to 1843 code for a protein of 510 amino acids. The record is from RefSeq and is a predicted model, not a curated record.
AAAAAGUGAGAGAGAAAGAGAGAAGGAAAUCCCAGAAAAGGAGAGAGAUCACAGAGAGAGAGAGUACCAGGAAAGUGUGGAAAUUUCAUAGCUGUUUGAGACCGAAAGCAUGUAUCUUUGAACGGACGAUGAAGAAGUGAGACACUUGUUUUAAUCUGCUCAUGAAGAUUUCGCUUUGAAUCGGUGAGAUUCAUGCUAAUCCGGAUUCCAGAUCGCCCGUUCCUGCAUUGAUUCGCGAUUUAUUCGUAGUUUUUCUUUAUUCGUCAAUUUCCAAAUAGAGAGAAGUGCGUGUAUAUUUACCAAAUUGCCAAUGAACGGCGGCGGGGAAGGGGCAUCGGCUUCGGCGGCGGCGCCGCUGGAGUGGAAAUUCUCCCAGGUGUUCGGAGAGCGUACGGCGGGCGAGGAAGUUCAGGAAGUUGACAUCAUCUCUGCUAUUGAAUUUGAUCGAGCUGGGGACCACCUGGCUACUGGAGAUCGUGGAGGUCGGGUCGUUUUAUUUGAAAGAACAGAUACUAAAGAUCAUGUUGGGGAUCGGAGAGAUCUGGAGAGGAUGGAUUAUUCAAUGAGUAGGCAUCCUGAGUUUCGUUAUAAAACUGAGUUCCAAAGUCAUGAACCUGAGUUUGACUAUCUUAAGAGCUUGGAGAUUGAGGAGAAAAUUAACAAGAUUAGAUGGUGCCAGACAGCUAACGGAGCCCUAUUUCUUCUUUCAACCAAUGAUAAAACCAUCAAGUAUUGGAAGAUCCAGGAGAAAAAGGUUAAGAAAGUAUGUGAAAUGAAUGUGGAUCCGGCAAAGGCUAUGGGAAAUGGUCCUGUUGUUGGCUGUGUAUCAACAAGCUCCAAACCGUAUCUUGCAAAUGGUGGGUGCAAAGAAAGAAGCAUCAGUUACCCGACCAAUGAUACUUCAUUUCCACCUGAGGGUUACCCAUCCCUAAAAUUACCCACGGUAGUGACGCAUGAGACGAGUCUUGUGGCUAGAUGUCGAAGAGUAUAUGCCCAUGCUCACGACUAUCAUAUCAAUUCCAUUUCAAAUAACAGCGACGGUGAAACUUUUAUAUCAGCUGAUGACCUCCGAAUUAAUCUUUGGAACUUAGAAAUUAGCAAUCAGAGUUUUAAUAUCCUUGAUGUGAAGCCUGCAAACAUGGAGGAUCUAACUGAGGUGAUAACUUCAGCGGAAUUUCACCCUAGUCAUUGUAAUAUGUUGGCAUAUAGUAGCUCAAAGGGCUCAAUCCGACUAAUUGAUAUGCGGCAGUCAGCUUUAUGUGAUACUCAUAGCAAAUUAUUUGAGGAACAGGAAGCACCUGGUUCUAAAUCAUUUUUCACUGAGAUCAUAGCCUCAAUUUCAGACAUUAAGUUUGCUAAGGAUGGGAGGCAUAUACUUAGCCGUGACUACAUGACUCUCAAGCUUUGGGACAUCAAUAUGGAUUCUGGUCCGGUUGCAACUUUCCAGGUUCACGAAUACUUAAGACCAAGGCUGUGUGAUUUAUAUGAAAAUGAUUCUAUCUUCGAUAAAUUUGAGUGCUGUUUGAGUGGAGAUGGACUUCGAGUGGCGACAGGUUCCUACAGCAAUCUGUUCCGUGUGUUUGGUCGUUCUGAAGGUAGCACAGAGUCGACCACAUUAGAAGCCAGCAAAAAUCCUAUGAGGAGACAAGUUCAAAACCCAUCAAGGUCUAGAUCUCUGGGCACCCUUCCCCGUGUUCUAAGGCGAGGUGCGGAUACCUCUGGAGCUGACGCGAACGGAAAUGCUUUCGAUUUCACGACAAAGUUGCUACAUCUUGCAUGGCAUCCGACUGAGAACUCACUUGCAUGUGCUGCUUCAAAUAGCCUUUACAUGUAUUAUGCAUAGAGACGGUUUCUGGGACGUCGCACUUUUUUGGUGGUGGGGAGGAGAGCUUUUGGAACAGGCGGGUUACCUUCUGCCCUUAUAGUGAUGUGGCAGCUGCCAAUUAUACCAGAAACCCUGCAAUCCCUUAA